ACACUCAUUUUGCUUUAAGGCAGGUGGGGCAUCUGUCUGAGCCACUCCUAGACUGAGUGGAUAAUAAACAUCCCCAUCUCCCGUUAGUCUGCACCGAGCUCUAUAAAGGCAAGUCUCUAACAUUGAACAUGUCAAAUUCCUCCUUGUAUUCGCCUUUCUCAGAAUUUUACAUGGACACAUGUGACAUGGGCUUUCCUUCCAUCUUCAUUGAAGAGCAGGAACAGAUAUGCUCCUUGCUAGGGAACGUAGAACUGCACCUCCUGUACAAAGCCAGUGUUCACGGAUACACAGCUUCUGCUUUCCACCAGAGAUGUGACCACCAGGGACCAACAGUGAUUGUGGCCUAUUCCAACACUGGCGACAUCUUUGGGGGCUACACCAGUGAAGAUUACACUCAAACACAGGGCUAUAUUAAUGACAAAAAUGCAUUUCUGUUUCAACUCCAAGGCAAGACCCCUGUCCAGUUUAAGAUUAAAACACCUAAUGGCAGCAAGGCUCGUAAUGAUAACUACAAUACAGGUCCUUGCUUUGGGAAUGAAGUAUAUUUUCUACACAAUAACAGUGCAAAAGUGUGCUGUAAUCCAGGCAAUGUCUACAAGUUUAAAACAAAUGAUCCUUUUGGCCAUAAUAAUUUUCAUCACAGCAAUCAAGUCUACAUGUUGAAUGAAUGUGCAGUCUUCAAGGUAACAAAUGUGCCCAAAAUUGCAGCCCAAGCCUCAAAUUCUGUGCAGAAACCAUGGAGGAACGUCCUCUGGACAGCUGAAAAAAGAGCAGAGCUCAUGCAAUCGAUUAAGAAUUACAAACCCCCGAUUAGCAGUGUGAAAGGGAUCCGGGUUCUGCUGAUUGGUCCUAUUGGUGCUGGGAAAUCUAGUUUCUUCAACUCCAUCAACUCUGUGUUUAGGGGCCAUGUGACCAGCCAAGCCAUGUCAGGAUCUUCAGGCACCAGCGUCACUAACCAGUUCCGCACCUAUACAGUGAAGGCUGGCCGUGAAGGAAAUGCUUUGCCGUUGAUUUUAUGUGACACUAUGGGAUUGGAGGAGUGUUCAGGGGCUGGACUGAACAUCGACGACAUCAGCAGCAUCAUAAAAGGUUACAUCUUAGACCGGUAUAAAUUCAACCCAGCAUCACCGUUUCAGCCAGAUGAACGAUUGGAUUUCAAGCCUGUCACUCUGCAGGACAAAAUCCACUGUGUUGCCUAUGUUCUAGACACUGGUAAAGUGUCCCUCCUCUCCAGUAAAGUGGAGGCAAAACUCACAGCCAUUCGCCAGAGGGUCAACUCACUGGGAAUUCCUCAAAUUGUUCUGCUCACUAAAGUCGAUGAAGCUUGUCCUGACGUGGGAAAAGAUCUACAGAACAUUUACUUCAGUGCCGUCAUCAAGACUAAGUUCCAGGAGGCGAGUAAUCGCUUAGGCGUGCCCAUGUCUAAUAUAAUACCAGUGAAGAACUACAGUCACGAGCUGGACUUGGACCUGAACUGUGACAUCCUGCUCCUAACUGCAGUGCAACAGAUGUUCCGCUUUGCAGACAACUACUUUGAUGAUAUCAGUCCUGUGUAGGACAUCAUCAUCUAAACCAGCAGGUGGAUUCAUUUGGAUACUUUCUAAAAGAUAUUCAGUUAUCUUGUGCACUAUAACUAAAGUCUAUAAAGAAAUAAUUCAGUAGUUUAACAUUAUAGUUAGAGCCUAAAGGCAGAAAUAGAGUUGGGUUCAGGUUACAGAAAGUUGAAAAUCUAUGUAUAAGAAAAUCUAUUUGUGAAAUCACAGCAUGCACAACCCAUUGACAGUUCAGGUUACUUAGUGAACUGUAGCUAACAUUAAUAAAGGAAUAAUUCAGUAGUCCUAUGCGUAAUGUUAUGGUUAAAACCUAAAGCUUGGGAUAAGAUUAGGAUUUUGGUUGAAGGUAGAGAUAGGCUAAAAAUGAUGUAAAACUAUGUUCAACAUUUAGCUUGCAUAAGCCAUUUACAGUGAUAAAUAAAACAUAAGUCUGAUGUGAAA
Ictalurus punctatus (channel catfish) is the source of this 1994-nucleotide messenger RNA. Its product is annotated as interferon-induced protein 44-like. Lineage: Eukaryota; Metazoa; Chordata; Actinopteri; Siluriformes; Ictaluridae. Bases 129 to 1556 code for a protein of 475 amino acids. The transcript has 8 exons. The record is from RefSeq and is a predicted model, not a curated record.